AAGGGCAUAUAACACACUGCAAGAGCCCAGAGCCACGGUCGUAGCUACCAUAGGGUUAGGCAGACAUUCUCCAGAUUGCUGAUAAAAUCUUAGUAAGAAUGAUGUUCACUAAAGCUUGGAUUGUUGUAUUUUUGUGUGGUUCUUCAUUGUAUACCACAGAUGCAAUUGGUUCGUGGAAUACCCCAUCCAUCUCUGGAAGCGGAACUGGAACCGCUUCAACGCCAAUAAAUAUCAAUGAAGAUCUGGCUGUCGGUCCCACAGGAACUACAGUCGAAGCCGUUGCUACUAGCGGAACCAUUGCAAGCUACGAAUUACUAACAACGGGGAGUCCUUUCUCGGUAACCUCACCUGGUGGCAUUCUUAACUUAGAUUCUGCCCUCGAUUAUGAAACUACAACCAGCUAUACGCUAGAAAUUAAGGCGGCUGACACUGAUGCCAAUACUGGAAUAGCAACUUUUACUAUUGCCGUCGGGGACGUAAACGAGGCUCCAACAUUCACAGCUACGUCAUUUACAGCUUGUGUUGCUGACGCUUCUACAGCAGGUCAAUCUGUGACGACUCUUACUGCCACUGAUCAGGACGCAGGAGAUACCAUUGCAUACAGCGUUAACUCUGGAGAUACGAACAACCACUUCAUAUUUUCUGGAGCCGAACUUCGAGUCAGUUCAGGAACUACUCUUGACAUGUCAACCACAGCAAGCUACACUCUUGUUAUUCAUGCCACCGACGAUGAUUCGUCACCAUUGAUUGGGUCUGCAACAUUAACCGUAACAGUGGGUGAUUGCAACAGCGCGACAGCUCUUGCUGUUAGUAUCAUGAUGACUCUUAUGGCUCUGGUUGUGUCGUUGUAUUAAGAUUCACGGAAAGCUCAUCCAAAAGUUCUAAUUCAAAGUACUUUCCUAUUCUUUUUACUCAAACAUCGUAUCACCAAGUGUACCUUUCCCUUGUAUGUUCAUGUUCUAGAAUGGACUAACUUUUUCUUAAUCUGAAAUUUAUGUAAGGAUGUAGUGUACGUCACCACCAAGGUAGUUUCGAUUAUUACGAACUGAAGAAAUAUAUUUUACUUCGCUUUAUAUAUUUUAGAUGCUGAAUAUCGCAUGUCUGUUUGUCUUUGUCCAUUCUUCUUAACAUUUAUACAGGUUUUAAGAACAAUACUCUCUAAAGGUAAUUCAUGUUAAAAUAAGAAGGAAAAUAUACUCAUUCAACAUUUUACAAGAUUAUUCUCGUUUUUUUUUUUACGCUUGUCCGUAAAAAUCUACGUAGUUCGUAAAUUUAUUAGUAUGUGCAUUAGACUUCUGAUAUAAAUUAAAAUGUACAUUCUGUUUCUAUGGUAAAGUAUUUCUAUUAGUUUGAGCAGAUAUAUGUAACAAAAAGCUUUUUUUUCGACGGCUUCAGUGCCAUUUUCCUUUCCUGCAGAAUGGCGUUUGAAACAUAUAUAGUUCUGUUUUUAAAUGUAAAGACUACCGCUUAUUUCAGUGUGUUGUAAUUUGAGAGCACAAAUAAGGCCUCAUUUUCAAAAUCUAGCGUCUCAAUAACUUACAAGUCGUUAUUCAAAAUAUAACGUAAUCUCUUGUCAAAUGAAAGAAUGCCACAAAGAGUUCACAAAUUCUAAAAAUAUUAUCUGCCAUAGUAAGUUCAGAUUUCAUCAAGUCGAAAAGGCCUGGAAGUACACUUACUUUUUUAUAUUAUGUAUAACAACUUUUAACACUGCACAAUUUGUUCUAGAAGUGUUUACUUACAUUUAAAAAAUAAUUGGAUUUUGCACAUGAAGACGAGUUUUGUUCUUUUCUUCUCUGUCAAGGUUUAGUAUUUCACUUUGAUAUGUAUUCCAUUAAUGUUGUCUUUUAACCAUAUAUCAGUACUAUAGGUGAGAUGACUGUUUUACUCUGGAUCCAAUCACUUUACACACUUAUACCUAAGCAAGAUAUAAAUUUAAAUAGCCGCAGGAGUAUAUGAAAUGUUUAGUAGCGUGCAUAUGAAUUAAAUGAGAGUGAAUUAACUUAAAUACCACAAUAAAUUUUAAAUUGGAGUUUAUUAACAAUACGAAGCCUGUAUUUCUGUCUCGAUAUUGCAAAAAUCUUAUCGAAUUGAAUCAGAAAUGAAUACGUGUCCUGUCGUAUAUGUCUACUCCCUCUAGUACUACGUGUGAUGUGUGCUUGUUUAAAGUAUUAUAGUGUUUAAGAAAUGAUGUCAAUAAUGAGACAUGACCGUGUCGAUGCUUGCGUCAUUUCUUGUAUUAAUCUUAACAUUUUGUAUUGCCGCGAAGACUUAUUUAAUUACUAAUUUAAGUAAUAGAACAUAUCAAUUAUUGAUAAAAUUGUUGGUGAAUAAUGUUUUCAUUUACAAGAAAUAGAAUGUCAUAAAAAUAAGCUAAUGAUUGAUAUACGUACAAAAGAUCAGUGUUAAAACUUAAGUUUUACCAUAAAUCGUUAAUUCCUUGUGUAUAGAGUAUCCUAGCUUGUUACAAUUCGUCUAUGCCUGUCUAGAAAAUAAAGCAAUACAAAACAUA
Messenger RNA from Mercenaria mercenaria, 2509 nucleotides. Its product is annotated as cadherin EGF LAG seven-pass G-type receptor 2-like. NCBI's taxonomy places the organism in Eukaryota, Metazoa, Mollusca, Bivalvia, Venerida, Veneridae. The transcript has 5 exons. Gene Ontology annotation, cellular component: membrane; adherens junction; catenin complex. Gene Ontology annotation, molecular function: cadherin binding; calcium ion binding. The record is from RefSeq and is a predicted model, not a curated record. The coding region runs from base 99 to 854 and encodes 251 amino acids. Gene Ontology annotation, biological process: homophilic cell-cell adhesion; cell-cell junction assembly; cell morphogenesis.